This is a messenger RNA of Porites evermanni, 3037 nucleotides long. The record is from the annotation of a GenBank genome assembly. Lineage: Eukaryota; Metazoa; Cnidaria; Anthozoa; Scleractinia; Poritidae.
AUGGCGUCUCCUUCACCGAAAAAAGGCAAAUCUCCUAAAACAACCAAAACACCUUCUAAAAAGGGAGCUACAUCUCAAUCAACGUCCCCGAAGGCAUCUCCCAGCAAGAAUUACUCAGAAAUUCCCAAAAGAGUAAGAGACUGUUGUGCAAGUUGGCACGAUGUCGUACUUAAAUGGUCAAAACUGAACGAGUUGGGAACCACAGUGGCUAACAAAUUGGUGAAUUUUCGUCUUCAAAAAGAGUAAGUUUGAGGCUGUGACAGUCAGAUUUUUUCUCAAGUUUUUCCUGUUCCUCCAGUGGACUACAGUGUAUAAACAGACUAGUUAAAAAUAGCAAAGUACAAAACAUUUUAGACUAAAAGUAAAAUUACAAGUGUUAUUGGUAGGGAUAGUUUUCAGAGCAUUUCACGAAAUAGUUAACCUUUUUUACCUUCAAGUCUUACAGUCCGUAGUCUGCAUUUGCUUGACUGUCGGACUGUGAAGGGUUUUGUUUCGGGGCAGGGGCGAUGGUCGCGGGGUGGGAAAAGGAAGGAGAGCUUGCAACUACGUCUCUGGAAUUUGAAUAUCUGCAUAAAAAAGUUGAUGCGAUUUGCUGAUUGGUAGAGAUGACAUUUAGAAUGAUGUCAUUACUCUUGGCACGUGUUUUUCAAUGUUUGUUCACAUUGUGCUCAUUUGUGCUUUGCACUGAUUGGUGGACAUAUGACAGCUGAGCCGACGAAGAGCCACAGGGGAACUGGAGGUGAAAUUCAAAUUCCAGAGACGUAGUUGCAAGCUUUCCUUCUUUUACCCACCCCGCUGCCAGAACGCCCUGGAGAGCUGCUACCUGGGGUCAGGUUAUACAUUCAGCACUUAGGCGAGAGAGUAGGUGAGAAAGUAUGAGCUUGCUUUGCUGGGUGUUUUCAUUUCACCUUAUAUCCAACUGGAAGGCCUAAUAUAGAUGGGGGUGGAGGGUGGGGGGGGGGGAGGGUGCAAGAGACUUUUCAUGCGCAGGUUCUGGUUUCAGUACUGAAGGUUCCCACCGCACACGCACUCCGUGAAUUGAGCCAUAGGCUCAAAUUCCAGCUGCAGUUUGAGAAAAAUGAGCUUGCCCUCAUUCUCCCUCUCUUCAGGGAGGAUCAAAAAGCAGACUCUGGAUAUGGUGGAUAUCGAGCCUAGUUAAGCUAGUUCUUCCAUGACCACUAUGUGGCAUCUCUUUUGUUCUGUGCACAGUCUCUGUUAAAAUACCCGUUGUAUCUCCAUGUACAGAUAUAAUUCUGGUGAGGACGCCACUAAUGUUGUUGUCUCCAAUGAUCAAGACUCUAUAAAAAUUCAAGAAGAAAUUUCAAAGGCAUCCGAAGAACUUCCCAGAAUAUAUGGGUCUUUGGUAUGGAUAAAAAUAUUGUUGCUGUAUUACCAAAUAUAAUAGCAAUAUAGGGAACAUUGAUAGGGUAAUGGGGUUGUAUGUAGCCUGUGAACAGGCUUUCUGUUUGGAGACAGGGUGAGAGCCUGUAAACAAACAUUUGGGACCGUCUUUUCCUUGUUUGGGCCUUCCAUUAUUGUUCUUUCAUCUCACAUGCACUCUCCAUCUAUCGUGACUCAAAAGAAAAAAGGACACUGCUCGAAGUGUAUCUUUCAGGUGAAGAAAUUAUAUUUUUUUGUAACAGAUUUGGCAAGGUACACAAGCACAAUGAUUGUUUCUAAUAGCCUGAGGAUUAACGUUUCUUUAAGAUGGACUUUAUAUAAACACAGGUUGUACUGUUCGUCUUUCAAUGCCCGUUUUGUUGUAUUACUUUUUUCUUAGGCUGAUUUACUCACAAAAAUGGAGUCUUUGGUACAGACCUUCAGUGCGAUAAAAAGCUUGCAGAUGUCAAAACAAAAUGGACAUGUUUCCUCUGACAAAAGUCAAAUAUUCAGCACGUGGACAAUUGAGCAAUUCUGUGAGUAUUUCCUCUCCCUUUUUGGCAUCACCUCAAAUUUUCGAAUCUACACGACUCCAUCCCGGUGAACCACUUUAAAACAGUCCAGGUAUUAAAUGAAUGCAUAGCUCAAAAACAACUUGACUAAAAAAAGAAUCAGGGCUUGUUCCAGAACAAGCAGCUCGUACAUUUGCUUGCUUGGGACCAUUGUUUUCUUGACGUAGUUAAUUAUUUCGUGAAAAGAUGCAGAUAAGGCCCGGUUCAGACCCUGCUCCACUCAUGCCGAACCUUACUGAUGAAUUAAGUACCGCAAAAGAGCGAUGUCUGAAUCAAUUUGGUAUGGCAGUUUUAGUUUGGUACAGUAAAAGUGUUAAGUUUGACAGAGUCUGUCAAACUUUUGUCCAACUUAACUUGGGCACGACACCCAGUGCGCCGUCUGAAUCAGAUGUCGCGCUAGUGUCUCUCCAAAGUCAAACUUAUUCAAGUAGGUUUGGCAGAUGAAAAGUACAUCGUCUGAACCAGGCCGAAGCUUGGAAAGUUAGUUGCCCGGCAAGAAAACCUACUAGUCCCAGACUACAGGACAGGAAUCUACCAGUCCUGGGCCGAGGUUGUUCAAAGCUGGGUUAAGAUAACCCAGUGUUAGCAUGAGAUUUGAAUUCAGAUUCGAAAGCUUAAAAAGCCUUUCAGUUUUAAUUCUCUUUGUCCACAAGUUGAUGAUUGGAAGCUCUAAAAAUAACAGAGAAAAUUAUCCGAGAAAAUGGUUUUGAACAUAAGAAAAAGAGACCCAGGUUAAGCACUAAUUGGCCUUCGAACAACCGGGCCCUGGAGUACAGGACAGGACUCUUUUGAGCCGUGUCAGAAAUGGCUAAUUAUGUUGAUGUGAUGAUACUGUGUUUUUUUUCCCAGGUGACGCAUCACAAAGACUUUUUGAUUCAUACUGUAAUGAACUCUCACUUAAAGAGAAGCUGGUACCUGAGAUUACUCACUGUAGAAACAGAGAUAAACUGAUGGUGUACCUCUCAUUAUGGCUACACGAACCACUGAUCCAAGAUGAUAACAACAUACUUUUAGAGAGCAUGUUAAUAGAAGCAGAGCUCAGAUAGCAAGACAUACUAUAUUUAAUGCUUUUAAUGCAGUAAAGA